Molecule: messenger RNA, 1823 nt
Organism: Sinocyclocheilus grahami
Lineage: Eukaryota; Metazoa; Chordata; Actinopteri; Cypriniformes; Cyprinidae
Gene: castor2
Product: cytosolic arginine sensor for mTORC1 subunit 2
Exons: 9
Coding region: 321-1310 (329 amino acids)
Biological process (GO): negative regulation of TORC1 signaling
Source: RefSeq, a predicted model, not a curated record
GUUUCACUGUUACCAGCUGCUGGCCCAUUAGAAUCCUUGUCGGAGUGGAAACACGGGGGCCGACAGUCCUCUUUUUUUCUCCCUUCCCGUUUACCUCGUUGUGCUUUCUUUUAUUUCACCCCGCUUUACUCUCUUUCUCUCUUUUCCUCGGCAGACAACUUUUCCUUUUCUCUCCCCUCCUUUCCGCUCCGUUUGAAGGUUUUAAAGCCCUGUCCAUAAGCUCUAGUUAUUUAUUUAUUUAUUUAUUCUUUCUUGUUUUAUCAAAACGGAAUAGGCAGUUAUAUUUUUUUAGAUGUACCACAAAUGAGAAGACGCAGAAGAUGGAGCUGCACAUUUUAGAGCACAGUUUAAAAGUAGCAAGUAUAGCGAAAGAGGGCAUCCAGAUUUGCACUCACGGAUUAAUCAAACUAGCUUUUCUGCCCUCUAAAACAAGAUGUAAGUUCUUCAGUUUAACCGAAACUCCGGAGGAUUACACCAUUAUCGUGGAUGAAGAUGGCUUUAAAGAGCUGCCGGAGUCUGAGUAUCUCAGUGUGGCCGAUGCAACAUGGUUGGCUCUUAAUGUGGUGUCCGGGGGCGGAAGCGCUACCAGCUCUCAACCAAUCGGAGUAACAAAAAUCGCAAAAUCAGUCAUCGCCCCAUUGGCAGACCAUAAUAUCUCUGUGUUCAUGCUGUCAACAUACCAGACUGAUUUCAUAUUGGUUCGAGAGAGGGAUCUGCCCAUGGUCAUGCACACGCUGUCUUCAGAAUUCACUCUCCUGAGGGUUGUCAAUGGAGAAACAGUUGCUGCCAACAGUACCGGGGUCACCAAUGGUUUUGUCAAGCCUAAACUGGUCCCUCGGCCGAUCAUUCAUCCUCUCUCCAGCCCCAGUAACAUGUUCUGCGUUACCAGCCUGGACCCCGACACGCUGCCCUCGGUGGCCACGCUGCUCAUGGACGUCAUGUUCUACUCAGGCGGAGCAAAAGAGACCGGGGGGCAGAGCGAGGAUUCUGGACACAUCCGCUUUUUCUCCUUCUCGCUGAUCGAGGGCUACAUCUCUCUAGUUAUGGAUGAGCAAACCACCCGGAGGUUUCCAAACAAUGUCCUCUUCACCAGCGCUUCAGGAGAGCUUUGGAAAAUGGUCCGCAUCGGAGGACAACCCUUAGGGUUUGAUGAAUGUGGCAUUGUGGCUCAGAUAUCUGAACCGCUGGCGACCGCUGACAUUCCAGCCUACUAUAUCAGUACCUUCAAGUUCGAUCACGCUCUGGUGCCUGAGGAGAACAUCCAGAGUGUGAUCGGAGCCUUGAGGACCAAUGAGAGCACAGGACACUGAGACUCUACGAUUGGCUAGGCAUCCCGUGUCCCAGAAAACAUUUCGAUUUCUUGUCUAAAACUCUUAAAAGUGCCAAGAGCUUACCUGAGGACUGCUUCUGGGAGGAGGAUUGGACGGAAGGGGAAUGGAUAAGUGAGGGGGGAGGGGACUCUAAUCUUGCCGUCAGUAUUAAACGACAGCAUCACUUCCUGUCCAUUUCUUGCAAAAAAGAAAACCCUAAUCCCCACCCAACUCUACAGGGACCCUGCGAUGGUGUGAAUCCAGUGUUUUUCUUCUCUUCUUUCUCCCCCACCCCUCUUCCUCUUAUCCACUCCUCCUCCGCACAUCAUUUUACCAUGACAACAGAGCCUGGACUUUAGCUACCGAUUCUUAAGACGUUGCAAAUAACCAUUAUGUAUUAGUGGCAGGUCCUCCUCCUUGAGGACACAGAAUGUACUCCAAUGUUUCUCGAGAUUUAUUUCCUUUUUCCUGCCCCCCUUCUUGUUUUCCCUUGCAGUGCCAAGACAUGGGGCA